Molecule: messenger RNA, 402 nt
Organism: Boeremia exigua
Lineage: Eukaryota; Fungi; Ascomycota; Dothideomycetes; Pleosporales; Didymellaceae
Exons: 2
Coding region: 1-402 (133 amino acids)
Cellular component (GO): membrane
Source: RefSeq, a predicted model, not a curated record
AUGGCGUCUUUUAUAUUGGGUUACAUACUCCGCAUUCCUGGAAGCAAGGGCAGACCUACUGGCCCUCUUUUCGCUUUAAGUCCACUUCUGUUCCUCUUCACUCCUCUGAUGGCAACCUCGGCCAUGUAUUUUAUCUUUAACAAGAUCUCAACUAAGGUUGCACCGCAGAGUGCACUUAUUAAGCCUUCUCUCAUGCUUAAAAUCUUGAGUGGAGUUGAUAUCGUAUGCCAGUUGGCUACAUCUGCCGGUGCAAUGGUAGCAAGUCGAGAACACUCCAGUGCUGGAAAAGGUCUCCUACUGUCUGGCAUCGCCAUACACAUUGUCAAUGUUGUAGUCUUCCUGGUUGCUGUAUUCGUUUGGCACAGACGAGUUAUCGGCAAAUUUACUGUUAACACGACCUAA